Molecule: messenger RNA, 715 nt
Organism: Pomacea canaliculata
Lineage: Eukaryota; Metazoa; Mollusca; Gastropoda; Architaenioglossa; Ampullariidae
Product: holotricin-3-like
Exons: 2
Coding region: 16-492 (158 amino acids)
Source: RefSeq, a predicted model, not a curated record
GGGGUGGUGCAGGCGAUGAGAACAGAGUUCAAGCGGGUGGUAGGAUCACGAGCGACUGACUAUAAAAGCUUGCUACAGUCCCACGGUCCCAUCAUCGUCUUCAGCGAUUCUUUGCAUCCUUCAACAGUCUUGCUACCUGACCACGUGUCGUCCAACGUCUCACUUAAGAUGAAGCUGACUCUUCUUUUGCUUCUUGUGGCUGUUUGUGUGGCCGUUGCCUUGGCCCAUAAAAACAAAGACAAUGGCAAUGGUAAAAGUGAAGGAAAGAAACACGGCGGUCAUUCAGAAGGCAAGGGUGGAAAACAUGAUUCCUCAGAAGGCAAGAGUGGAAAACAUGGCUCCUCAAAAGGCAAGGGUGGAAAACAUGAUUCCUCAGAAGGCAAGAGUGGAAAACAUGGUUCCUCAGAAGGCAAAGGUGGAAACCGUGGCUCCUCAGAAGGCAAGGGUGGAAACCGUGGCGCCUCAGAAGGCAAGGGUGGAAACCGUGGUUAAUCUAGUCCGCUCGGGAAAAGCAAGGAGGAAAUGCUGGUCAACAGAGUCCACCUGCCUAUGUCACCAGUGUAACUUCCUUACUGACCAAGGCGCUGAUUUUUCUCUGAGCUUCAUUGCUGUCGGCUGAUUCUUGCUGUCGUAGAUACCAAGACCAUAAACUGUGUAAACUACAUGAUCUGUGAAUGUUUGCCAGAGGUUGCCCGAAUGAAGCUUUGAAAACUCC